CCGAGCUCGCGCAGUUGUUAGCACCAUUUUGUGAUGAAUGAGGGGAGGGUAGGCCGAUAGAGUUGCAGAUUAUAGUGAAUUGGUGUUAAGUAACCUAUUCUGUGGGAUAUAGUUUUGUUUUUAGUUCUUAAAUAUAUUUAGAAGUGUGACGAUAGUUGUACAAUUUUUGGGCGUCAAAUAGGGAAUUUUUGAGUGGGGAUUUUGUCGAGUCAGUCAGCUUCUUCAGCGACGCGCUAGCUCCACAGCUAACAGAUCUGCCCUGACUCAACUGCACGAGUCGUCCAGAGAAAAGGAGAGAUCCCUGCAAGUCUGAAGAAACAUGAGCGCCCCUUCUUCUCAAAAAGUUGUGCUGAAAAGCACCACCAAGGUGUCCCUGAAUGAGCGGUGAGGCGCUACGCAUCCUGACAGCAUUAUCUCAAGGCCAGGGGGAAAAGCAUACAGAGAUAACUAAGGCAUGAAGCCUCAAGACACGUGUACUAUGGAGGUCAUUGAGGGGGAGACAUCAGAUCUGACAUGGACGCUAGACUGCCCGCACGGUGUGCUCUGCUUACCCAACAUGACGGCGUUAACUUGAGUCUAUGUAAAAGAUCUAAUAAUGUGCCAUGUUUGGCGAGGCGUCACUUGCGUAAGCAGCGCACACCUGGAGGUGAGAGGGUAAUGGUGGUGAGGUAAGCCGACUGCACGAGUUCACUGCAGAAGAGCAUCCUCGGCCAUGGGAAUGAGUUGAUAGUGCAGGAUGCUUCACAAACAUGCUGAAGAAUAAGCAGCCGACAGUGAGUAGCAUCCGGGCGACCAUGCAGCAGCAGCACAUGGCCAGCGCACGCAACCGCCGGCUCGCUCAGCAGAUGGAGAACAGGCCCUCUGUGCAGGCUGCCCUGCAACACAAACAGAGCCUGAAGCAGCGACUUGGGAAGAGCAACAUCCAGGCCAGACUGGGUCGGCCCAUCGGCUCAUUGAUGCCGGGCGGUGGCAGAGGACGAGGUUUUCCCGGAGGAUUGCGUGGAGCUGGACGAGGACUGCGAGGAAGAGUGAGAGGCGGUCCCAUGAGAGGAUCACUCUCUCUUAGAGGCGCAGGUCAAAUGAGAGGUAGGGGUGGUCCUGGACGUAUCGGUCUCCGUCGAGGCAUGCGUCAGCGCGGAGGAGCUACAGGACGAGGAGCUUUGGGUGGCCGAGGCGCAGCACGUGGAGCAGCUGGAGGAAGAGGCCGUGGAGGUCUGAGAGGUCGAGGAGGGUUUGCUGGAAGAGGUCGUGGACGCGGCAGAGGCCGAGGAGCAGGUCGUCCCAUCGUCACACGUGAGCAGUUGGAUAACCAGCUUGAUGCUUACAUGUCCAAGACCAAGGGCCAUCUGGAUGCUGAGUUGGAUGCAUAUAUGGCCCAGGCAGACCCUGAGAGCAUGGAGUAACUGCAACUGAGCUGAGGGCAGCUCCCCAAAGAUCUGCAGAUAAUAGACUGAGUGACAACAGACAGAACCAUUGAAGCUGUUGCUCUUGGACACUCCCUGAUGAGACACUUAAACUUGAAGUUUGUACAAAGUUAUGUAUCCAUCCUAGUUAUGUUCAAACAUCUGUGAGUCACUGCUACUCACAUUUCCUAAACUGAAUACUGUACCGUCAUACAGCCUCGCAACAAGUUGUGGUUCUAAAAGGUCCUCUUAGAAAAGUUUUGGCCGUGAAGUGAAGGAAAAAAUGUUUUUUUCCAUUGAACUAUAAUAAUAGAGAUUGUACUUGAGAUUGGCCGAAAUUCUGAAAAUGAUGCAAUGAAUGAGGAACUGUGAACUCUAAGCAGUGACAUUUGAUCAUCUGGCGGUAAAACAUGGUUUAUAUGGAUGAACUGAUAUUAAUUACAGUAAUGUUCUACAAAUGUCAUUUACCUUUUAUUAUUGUAUUUU
Molecule: messenger RNA, 1889 nt
Organism: Megalobrama amblycephala (Wuchang bream)
Lineage: Eukaryota; Metazoa; Chordata; Actinopteri; Cypriniformes; Xenocyprididae
Gene: chtopa
Product: chromatin target of PRMT1a
Exons: 6
Coding region: 750-1403 (217 amino acids)
Source: RefSeq, a predicted model, not a curated record